Cicer arietinum (chickpea) is the source of this 673-nucleotide messenger RNA. RefSeq names its product auxin-responsive protein SAUR32-like. Lineage: Eukaryota; Viridiplantae; Streptophyta; Magnoliopsida; Fabales; Fabaceae. The record is from RefSeq and is a predicted model, not a curated record. Gene Ontology annotation, biological process: response to auxin.
UACCCUAAGGUUUGGCACACAAAGUCUGACAGUCAGCAACAUCAUAGGAAUUAUAAUAAAUUAGCAAUAUCAAUGCAAGAAGAUAAGAAAAUGAAAGUGAAAAAGGGUUGGCUUGCUGUUCAAGUGGGUUUAGAAGAAGAAGAAGAAGGUGGUUCCAUUUCUCAAAAAUUCGUAAUCCCUAUCUCUUAUCUUUACCAUCCUCUUUUCAAGCGUCUUCUCGACAAAGCUUACGAUGUUUAUGGUUACCACACCGACGGUCCUCUCAAACUUCCAUGUUCUGUUGAUGAUUUCCUUCAUCUACGUUGGAUAAUCGAAAAAGAAUCUGGUUCUAAUCAACACAACCAUAACAAUAAUCAACAUCGCCUUCCUCAUGCUAUCAUAUUUCACUCUUGUUGAUUCCAAUUUUAUAUCCUUUUUGUUUGUUUUAAAUAGUGUGAUUGAAUAGAUUAGUUUUAUUUAGGGAAAUUGAUGAUACCGCUCUGUAAUUUUAUUUGUCAGAGGGAAAGUAAGUUGAAAUAUUCUGCUUGGAGACAAAUCUUCUUAAGCAGAGAGAACUUGUCUAGUGUUGUUUCUGUGUUCCUGUGUUUUGAUUAAUUUGUCGGGACUUUUUCAGGAGAGAAUGUUGAUGAAAUUAAAUUUACUAUUUUCUCCUUAACUUUUCUUUAUUUAUUUA